UCGAACCCACGCGCUUUUCUUGUUCACGAUUCAAAGCUGAAAAAUCCCACGAAGGCGGCGGUGGGAGCGAGCGAGGGAGAUGUGGGGGAGGAGGCUGGCGUCGCUCCCUUCUCUCCUUCAUAAGAAGGCUUCUUCUUCCGGCGGAGGCCUCUUCUCGAUCUCCACGGACGCGGCGGAGGUGGCGGGAACGGGUGGCAAGAAACAGAGCUCCUUUGCUCGCCGGGCCGUCCCCAUCGUUUUGAUCAGCCUCACCGGAGGCGUCGCUCUCAGCACCCUCAACGACCUGGCCAUCUUCCAUGGCUGCACCAGCAAGGCAAUCGAAAAGGCAAGUCAGAAUCAAAAAAUUGUAGAAGCUCUUGGUGAGCCAAUUGUAAGAGGUCCCUGGUAUGAUGCUACUCUUGCAGUUGGUCACAGAAGGCAUACUGUAUCUUGCACAUUUCCUGUGUCCGGGCCACAGGGAACCGGCAUUUUCCAGCUGAAGGCUGUUCGUUCUGGAGAGGACACUUGGUUUUCAUUUUUGCGACACAAUGAGUGGGACAUACUAAUCAUGGAGGCCCUCCUCAAUGUCCCUUCAGACAACGGGAGUCAUCGUACAUUUAGAGUAAGUCUCUCCGACAGUAUGGUGCCCCCACCUCCGCUGGAGUGCAAGGAAUGCAGGGCUUCAGAAUUGCCGAAACCGGAUAAGUGAGCUGAUUUGGGAUAAUCUAAUGCAACAGGUGCCUUUCUUUAUUAUCUACAACAGAUUUUUUCCUGCUCCCUUCUCGUCAAGCAUGCCAUGCCAGGAGUAUAUGUGCAAGAAACUUGGGAAAACUGGGUUUUGGCUGUAUGUAUACUCAUGGAAGUUUUCGAUGCAGUGCUGAAGAUAAUAGGAUGUGAAUUUAACAAGCAACAUUUAUUCGGUAACAAAUUUUGAAUGUUGCCUGCAUAAACUUCGAAACAUACUAUUUAUUCUGUCCAAUUUUCAUGACCAGAUAUUGUGUUGUUUUCUAUUAUUUUUCUUGUCUCCAAAUAAAGAGAAUGAAAAAUCCCUCAAAUUUCAUUA
Phoenix dactylifera (date palm) is the source of this 1042-nucleotide messenger RNA. Its product is annotated as cytochrome oxidase complex assembly protein. NCBI's taxonomy places the organism in Eukaryota, Viridiplantae, Streptophyta, Magnoliopsida, Arecales, Arecaceae. The record is from RefSeq and is a predicted model, not a curated record.